Dalotia coriaria is the source of this 1075-nucleotide messenger RNA. RefSeq names its product calcineurin like EF-hand protein 1 elm (gene elm). The coding region runs from base 228 to 797 and encodes 189 amino acids. Gene Ontology annotation, molecular function: calcium ion binding. The transcript has 3 exons. Gene Ontology annotation, biological process: positive regulation of sodium:proton antiporter activity. NCBI's taxonomy places the organism in Eukaryota, Metazoa, Arthropoda, Insecta, Coleoptera, Staphylinidae. The record is from RefSeq and is a predicted model, not a curated record. Gene Ontology annotation, cellular component: plasma membrane.
CUUUGACACUAACGACAUUGAAACGAGUGAGAAUCAUGCAGCAACAUAACAUCGCAAUUACAUCGUAUUAAUCCUAAUUAGUUUGUGCUAUCGGCAGGCGAACCCGCAUCGCUUUCUCGCACGCGAUUCGCAUACCAACAGCGAAAAGCGCGCUGCAAGACAUCUCGCUAUAACAUCAUUCCUUGUGUUUAAAUAACAGAAAAACAAAAGUUGUUUUCUGUAUCACCAUGGGUAACCGCUCGUCUCUUUUACUUCGCGAGGAAGAAAUUGCGCAACUACAACAGGAUACUGGAUUUACUCCAAAUCAAAUUGAGCGUUUGUACUCGCGUUUCACAUCUCUGGACCGUGGCGAUUGUGGCACGCUAAGUCGGGAUGAUUUUCUCAGAAUUCCCGAGAUUGCCAUCAAUCCACUCGGGGAACGCAUCGUAAACUCGUUUUUCCAAGGCGAGGUCAGCGAUCGCGUCAAUUUCCGGCAGUUUCUGCAAGUUUUAUCACAAUUCCGACCUACUAAAAAGAACAAAGAGAAUAAGAACAACGCCAGAGAUCAUAAAUUGCGAUUUGCAUUUAACAUGUACGACUUAGACAGUGAUAACAUGAUCUCAAAAGACGAGCUUCUCGCCAUUUUGCACAUGAUGGUCGGCGCUAACAUCAGCGAAGAUCAACUCACAAGCAUCGCCGAACGUACUAUCCUGGAAGCUGACGAGGACGGCGAUCAAAAGAUCUCUUUCGAAGAGUUCUGCAAAGCUCUUCAACGCACCGACGUCGAGCAAAAGAUGAGCAUUCGCUUCUUGAAUUAACUCCAUCUUGCGAAAGCAGCGCAAACCAAACAAAAAUCAAACAAAUUAAAGUAUUUAUCUAUAUGCAUUUGUGGUAGCUGGCUAAUACUGCUUAAUUGUUAUUGAUGUGAUAAGAAACAAUUAGAUUACGCAUGAUGGACGAUCUAAACGCGGUGCAAUAUUCAGUAUUUAAUAUAUUUGAUCGAUAACCUUAGAUAAAAUUAGAUAAUUUUGUAUGGUACAAACUACAAACAGAAUGGAAACCAAAAAGUAUGUGUUACACAUUAAAAAAGAAAACA